AUGGCUUCGUACAACCUGAGUAAUCACCACACAGGUCCCUUCACCCUCCUAGGCAUCCCUGGACUUGAGGAGUACCACGUGUGGAUCAGCAUUCCUUUCUGCUUUAUCUAUUCUGUGGCCAUCGUGGGCAAUAGUAUCCUCCUCUACCUCAUUGCAAUGGAACGUAGUCUUCAUGCACCCAUGUUCUUUUUCCUUUCCAUGCUGGCCUUGACUGACCUGGUGCUAUCCACAACAUGCGUCCCCAAAACCCUUAGCAUCUUCUGGUUUGGGCCCCAGAAAAUCAGUUUUCCUGGUUGUCUCACCCAGCUAUUCUUUCUGCACUACAGCUUUGUUCUAGAUUCUGCUAUACUCCUGGCCAUGGCUUUUGACCGCUAUGUGGCCAUCUGCUCACCUUUGAGAUACACCACUAUUCUGACCCCCAAAGCCAUUGUCAAAAUUGCUGUGGGAAUCUCUUUCCGAAGUUUCUGUGUUUUUGUCCCGUGCGUUUUCCUUGUAAAUCGUCUCCCCUUCUGCAGGACUCAUGUCAUUGCUCAUACCUACUGUGAGCACAUAGGUGUUGCCAGAUUGGCCUGUGCAGACAUCUCCAUCAACAUCUGGUACGGCUUUUGUGUUCCCAUCAUGACAGUGAUCAUCGACGUGAUGCUCAUUGCUGUCUCCUACACCCUUAUCCUCCAUGCAGUGUUUCGCCUCCCUUCCAGAGACGCCCGCCAGAAGGCCCUUGGUACUUGUGGUUCCCACGUCUGUGUCAUCCUCAUGUUUUACAUACCAGCGUUCUUCUCCAUCCUUGCCCAUCGCUUUGGACGGAACGUCCCACUAACAUUCCACAUUAUGUUUGCUAACCUUUAUGUAAUCAUCCCACCUGCGCUCAACCCUAUUGUCUAUGGAGUAAAGACUAAGCAGAUCCGGGACAAGGUCCUUCUAUUGCUCCUUCCCAAAGGGUCCCAGUGA
Messenger RNA from Dipodomys spectabilis (banner-tailed kangaroo rat), 948 nucleotides. RefSeq names its product olfactory receptor 52H1-like. Gene Ontology annotation, biological process: G protein-coupled receptor signaling pathway. Gene Ontology annotation, cellular component: membrane. NCBI's taxonomy places the organism in Eukaryota, Metazoa, Chordata, Mammalia, Rodentia, Heteromyidae. Gene Ontology annotation, molecular function: olfactory receptor activity; G protein-coupled receptor activity. The record is from RefSeq and is a predicted model, not a curated record. The transcript has a single exon. Bases 1 to 948 code for a protein of 315 amino acids.